Salvelinus sp. IW2-2015 is the source of this 1944-nucleotide messenger RNA. NCBI's taxonomy places the organism in Eukaryota, Metazoa, Chordata, Actinopteri, Salmoniformes, Salmonidae. The record is from RefSeq and is a predicted model, not a curated record.
AUGCAUCAAUACCCAUACAAAGCAGUGUAUAAUCUGGAGAAGGUGGAGAGCACAGUUAAUUAUGCAGGCAAGGAAGGCUACAUCCCCAAUAACUAUGUAGCCAUAGACAGACUUGAAACCGAAGAGUGGUUCUAUAAAGGAGUGAGCAGGAAAGAUGCAGAGAGGCAGCUGCUAGCAUCAGCAAACAAAACGGGAUCGUURAUGAUCCGUGACAGUGAGACAACCAAGGGCAGCUACUCCUUAUCCGUAAGGGACAGUGAUUCCCAAUCAGGAGACACAGUCAAGCAUUACAAGAUUCGUACACUGGAUAACGGUGGRUUCUACAUCUCUCCACGCAUCACCUUCACCACUCUGCAGGAACUGGUCAGCCACUAUAAAAAGCAGGGAGAUGGUCUGUGCCAGGCCUUGACCAGCCCCUGCCUCAGUCCCAAGCCCCAGAAGCCCUGGGAGAAGGAUGCCUGGGAGAUCCCUCGGGAGUCCCUCAAACUUGAUAGGAAGCUCGGGGCUGGCCAGUUCGGAGAGGUCUGGAUGGCUACAUACAACAAGCACACCAAGGUGGCAGUGAAGACCAUGAAGCCUGGCACCAUGUCGGUGGAGGCUUUCCUGGACGAGGCCAACCUGAUGAAGGCCCUGCAGCACGACAAGCUGGUCCGUCUGAACGCCGUGGUAACUAAAGAGGAACCCAUCUACAUCAUCACAGAGUACAUGGAAAAGGGCAGUUUGCUGGACUUCUUGAAGACUGAUGAGGGCAACCGUGUGCAGCUCCCCAAACUCAUUGACUUCUGUGCACAGAUUGCAGAAGGAAUGGCCUACAUCGAGCAGAGGAACUAUAUUCACCGAGACCUGCGAGCCGCCAACAUCCUGGUCUCGAAGGCUCUGGUGUGCAAGAUUGCUGACUUUGGCCUCGCCCGAAUCAUCGAGGACAAUGAGUACACAGCCAGGGAAGGAGCAAAGUUCCCCAUCAAAUGGACGGCCCCAGAGGCAAUCAACUUUGGCUCCUUCACCAUCAAAUCAGACGUCUGGUCCUUUGGCAUCCUACUGACCGAGAUCAUCAGCUAUGGACGCACACCAUAUCCAGGUAUGACAAACCCAGAAGUGAUUCGCUCUCUGGAGAGCGGCUARCGCAUGCAGCGCACCGACAGCUGUCCGCAGGAGCUCUAUGARAUCAUGUUGGAGUGCUGGAAGAACAAGCCCGAGGACCGGCCCACCUUUGAGUAUCUGCAGAGUGUCCUGGAGGAUUUCUACACCGCAACAGAGAGCCAGUACCAGCAACAGCCAUGAGCCAGAAUGAUUCAGGGAGAUACAUAACCUACUCUCUCAUACUCUUAUACAAAUGUACAUGUGUACAGACAAACCUACAGAGAAAAAAGGGGAUCUGAACAUGUUUCAGAUGGUUCCUUAUGAAAUAUGGCAUUUACUGUAACUUAAUAAGGUAUGACCUAACAAAUGUAUUACAGUGAUUCAUGAAAUGGCUGAGUCUAAGGCGUUGUCAACAUUUUAAUUUAUAUUUAUUUUGCAUAUCUUGUUAGGUGACUUUACCUUCCCUUCCCCUUWGUAGUUAGCUCUGCCAGUCCUGUUUGUUUGUUGUAUGAAUUAACUGUGCUCUAACUAUGUAUUUGAAUUAGCUUUUCAUACACGCCCAGAAAAUGCACAAAAUAAGAAAUACAAAAAGAUUUGUACAUUUCCUAUGUAUAUGCCCAGGGCAUACAGUAUAUUGGAAAAUGUUAUUUUUAUUCUGGCAUAUACCAUUGAAUCACUAUAAUUCACUGAACAAGCACUGGAGUAUAAUAUUUUAAUUUACAAAACACAUUUUGUCUAUUUGAUUAAUUUAUUCUAGCCAAGAGUACCUGUCCAUUCUCUAUACACAAAUGUGGACAACCCUUCAAAUMAGUGGAUUUGGCUAUUUCAGCCACACCCGUUGCUUACAGGUGUAUAAAUCGAGCA